AUGUCUGCACUUCGAAGGAAAUUUGGGGACGAUUAUCAAGUAGUGACCACCUCGUCCAGUGGGUCAGGCUUCCACCAGCAGCAAGGCUCGGCCCACAAGAAAAAGCGCCAGAGGUUUGUGGACAAGAAUGGCAGGUGUAACGUGCAGCAUGGCAACCUGGGCAGCGAGACAAGCCGCUAUCUGUCGGACUUGUUCACCACCUUGGUGGACCUCAAGUGGCGCUGGAACCUUUUCAUCUUUAUCCUCACCUACACCGUGGCCUGGCUUUUCAUGGCCUCCAUGUGGUGGGUCAUCGCCUACAUACGGGGUGACUUGAACAGAGCCCACGAUGAGAAAUAUACCCCGUGUGUUGCCAACGUCUACAACUUCCCCUCUGCCUUCCUCUUCUUCAUAGAGACAGAGGCUACAAUUGGGUAUGGCUACAGAUACAUUACAGACAAAUGCCCGGAGGGCAUCAUCCUCUUUCUUUUCCAGUCCAUCUUGGGCUCCAUUGUGGAUGCUUUUCUUAUAGGCUGUAUGUUUAUCAAGAUGUCCCAACCUAAAAAACGGGCGGAGACACUGAUGUUUAGCGAACAUGCUGCCAUAUCCAUGAGGGAUGGCAAACUCACCCUCAUGUUCAGGGUGGGCAACCUUCGCAACAGCCACAUGGUCUCUGCACAAAUCCGCUGCAAACUUCUCAAAUCUCGUCAAACUCCUGAAGGUGAAUUUCUGCCCCUCGAUCAACUUGAACUGGAUGUAGGUUUUAGCACAGGGGCGGAUCAACUUUUUCUUGUGUCACCACUCACAAUCUGCCAUGUGAUUGAUUCAAAAAGCCCCUUCUAUGAUCUUUCUCAGCGAAGCAUGCAAACGGAACAGUUUGAGAUUGUUGUCAUCCUAGAGGGCAUUGUGGAAACAACUGGAAUGACUUGUCAAGCCAGAACAUCAUACACAGAAGAUGAGGUUCUCUGGGGUCAUCGUUUUUUUCCUGUCAUUUCCUUAGAAGAAGGAUUUUUCAAAGUAGACUACUCCCAGUUCCAUGCAACCUUUGAAGUUCCUACUCCACCCUACAGUGUGAAAGAACAGGAAGAAAUGCUGCUUAUGUCCUCCCCUUUGAUAGCACCAGCUGUAGGGAACAGUAAAGAAAGGAAUAAUUCUAUAGAAUGUCUAGAUGGCCUUGAUGACAUUGGUACAAAGAUACCCUCCAAACUACAGAAAAUGACUGGAAGGGAAGACUUUCCUAAAAAACUGUUAAGAAUGAGUUCUACUACUUCAGAAAAAGCCUAUAGCAUGGGGGAUCUUCCUAUGAAACUUCAGCGAAUAAGUUCUGUCCCUGGAAACUCAGAAGAGAAACUGAUAUCUAAGACCACAAAAAUGUUAUCAGACCCUAUGAGCCAAUCUAUGGCAGACUUGCCACCAAAACUUCAAAAGUUAUCCGGAGAAGGAGGAGGCAGAAUGGAGGGAAACCUUCCCCGAAAGCUGAGAAAAAUGAAUUCCGAUCGAUUUACAUAA
Thamnophis elegans (Western terrestrial garter snake) is the source of this 1488-nucleotide messenger RNA. RefSeq names its product potassium inwardly rectifying channel subfamily J member 3 (gene KCNJ3). The transcript is spliced from 3 exons. The record is from RefSeq and is a predicted model, not a curated record. Gene Ontology annotation, cellular component: plasma membrane. Gene Ontology annotation, molecular function: G-protein activated inward rectifier potassium channel activity. The coding region runs from base 1 to 1488 and encodes 495 amino acids. Gene Ontology annotation, biological process: potassium ion import across plasma membrane; regulation of monoatomic ion transmembrane transport. Lineage: Eukaryota; Metazoa; Chordata; Lepidosauria; Squamata; Natricidae.